Kluyveromyces marxianus DMKU3-1042 is the source of this 4068-nucleotide messenger RNA. It is a transcript of the gene SGS1, whose product is annotated as ATP-dependent DNA helicase SGS1. Gene Ontology annotation, molecular function: nucleic acid binding; ATP binding; four-way junction helicase activity. The transcript is spliced from 2 exons. Gene Ontology annotation, biological process: DNA replication; double-strand break repair via homologous recombination. The record is from RefSeq and is a predicted model, not a curated record. Lineage: Eukaryota; Fungi; Ascomycota; Saccharomycetes; Saccharomycetales; Saccharomycetaceae. Gene Ontology annotation, cellular component: nucleus; cytoplasm; chromosome. Bases 1 to 4068 code for a protein of 1355 amino acids.
AUGAUGAAUGAAUCCGCCAAGCGUUCUGUUCAGGAGCCGCGGACACUUUCGUGGAACGGGGGUGCGUAUACUAACAGCACUGUUGCUGUAGCAACAGUGCUAGAUUCCGAUGGGGAAGGGCCCGUCAGGGGAAACAUCAUGUCCAUAGGACAUGAUGUUUCUGGGGAUAAUAAAGGUGGAGAUUUUGUCGAUGAGAGUGACGAAGAAGGGGAUUCGGUAUUGGAAGUGAUUGUAGACGAGCCGGUGCCUAAAGAAGUACCGAAGGUGAUGUCUGUAGAAAGGCCUGGGGAAAGAAAAAUUGCAUCUCCGAAACCAGUGUCAUCGUCAACGGAAACUCUAAUAUCGCUUCUCCGGCGACAAGCAGCGUUGCUUGAGGAGAAAUGCGUUCUCCUCGAGUCCACGUCGCUGUCCCAGGACAACAAGCGCACGCGCAUUACUACCAGCAUCGAUCCUGCUCUUCGUGAUAUCAAACGGCAGUUGACUAGGAUAGAGUCGGGGACGGGAACGGGAACUGGGGCGGAAGCCCCAGCGCCAGUGCCAGCGCCUGUCCAGAGGCAGAAUCAAGGCCAAAUACAGGGCCCCCACCCUAGCCCAAGCAUCCCUCCUCAGUCCUCCCCUCACUCUUCCCCACAGAUCAAGGUUCCCUCCAGAACACUGCGACGCAGAGACCCAGACAAAAACUACUACAUCCCUACAAUGUCGCAGCUGGACGAAAACCCACACCUGUGGAGAGAUCCCGCCCAGGGCCUCCCACAAGGUCGCCCCCAAGGUCGCCCCCACGGCAUCCCCGAAUACCCCGACAGCGACGUGUCCCUCGAGGCCGAAUCUGAAGACUCCCAUUUCCUCACCACACAAGAAGAAGACCGUCUCGAUGAAAUUCACGAAUCAGACAAAGAGUUUGUCGUGGACGGAGACUACCUCGACGAUGACCAGGACGUCUCCUAUCACGAAGAAGAAACAGAAACUCAAACACAAACACAAACACAAACUGGGACCGUGGCAAAUCUUGAUGAACACACAGAAUACCCUACAAACCAAAUCAUCAUCAACUCUUCGCCUGGUAACUCCCCAGUAAAAUCGCCAUCACAACCUCCACUUCAACAACAAACCCAAACACAAACCCAAAUUCUGGCCCCACCUAUAGAAUUGCAUCCGCCACCUAGCCCUAGUCCAGAGUUCCAUCAAACUCCUCAGAUACGUUUGAUUGACGAUGAUGAAAUUGAGUUCUUAGAAGACCCCAUUUCAGAAUCUCUACCGAUUGACCAUACCAUAGCAACGGCCCAAGACGAGCUAGAGCCCCUUUCAGACACAGAUCUCGAAGAGUUCGAUGCAGAAAGAGAGGACCAAACCCAGUUUGACGAAAUCAAAGAACUGGACGACGACUUGAAAAUUAUAUCAGAGUCCCGACUCGACGAAGAAGCCAUUCCGCUUUCGUUCACUGUGAAAAAGGAACCCCAUGCAUUUGAUUCACAGUUGCAACUCCAUAACCAGCCAAAACCAACUUCUGUUGCUGCUGCUGCCAUGCCAGUGACGGAAGUUAUAGAGGACGAUGACUUUUCAAUGGCUGACUUGGAACCAUAUAUGAGCAGCCAAAAGGAAAGAGAAAGAGAACGGGAAAGAGAGAGGGAAAGAGAAGGCUCGACCAGAGCCUCAUCGUUGCAACCGCAGUAUGCGUGGACCUCGGAGAUGUACCACAAACUGCGACGCGUGUUCGGUCUCGACUCGUUCAGACCUAACCAGCUGGAAGCCGUUAAUGCCACCCUCGAAGGAAGGGACGUGUUUGUUCUUAUGCCAACAGGUGGUGGUAAGUCUCUUUGUUACCAACUUCCAGCAAUUGUGAAAUCGGGGAAAACGUUCGGUACAACAAUAGUUGUCUCGCCGCUAAUCUCGUUAAUGCAAGACCAAGUAGAACAUCUUUUGGCGAAAAACAUAAAGGCUAGCAUGUUCAGCUCUAAAGGUACCGCAGAACAAAGAAGAAUGACGUUCAACCUUUUCAUCAAUGGUAUGUUGGAACUAGUGUACAUAUCUCCUGAAAUGAUAAAGGCAUCGGUCCAGUGCAAAAAGGCUAUAUCGAAAUUGUACCAGGACCGAAAGUUGGCUCGAAUUGUCGUUGACGAAGCGCACUGUGUUUCCAACUGGGGUCACGAUUUCAGACCAGACUAUAAAGAAUUGAGUUUCUUUAAACAAGAGUAUCCAGAUAUACCCAUGAUAGCCUUGACUGCCACCGCAAGUGAGCAGGUGCGGAUGGAUAUCAUCCACAACCUUCAAUUGAACAACCCGGUGUUCCUGAAACAAAGUUUCAACAGAACAAACCUUUUCUAUCAAGUGCUGAAAAAGGAGAAGAACUCCAUCUUCCACAUGUGUGAUAUGAUAAAGACCAAAUUUAAAAACCAAACCGGUAUCAUAUACUGCCAUUCGAAAAACUCAUGCGAGCAAACCAGUGCUCUAAUGCAGAAGAAUGGUGUAAAAUGUGCAUUUUAUCAUGCAGGUAUGGAUCCUGAUGAACGUCUGCAAGUGCAACAAGAUUGGCAAGCUGAUAGAGUUCAAGUAAUUUGCGCUACUGUUGCGUUCGGUAUGGGUAUUGAUAAGCCGGACGUUCGUUUUGUGUUCCACUUUACAGUUCCUAGAACCUUGGAAGGGUACUACCAAGAGACUGGUCGUGCAGGAAGAGACGGUAAUCAAUCUCAGUGCAUCAUGUACUAUUCUUUCCGUGACGUUAGAACAAUUCAAACUAUGAUCCAAAAGGAUAAGAAUCUGGAUAUGGUUAAUAAAGAAAAGCAUUUGGAUAAGUUGCAGCAGGUGAUGCAAUAUUGCGAUAAUAGAACAGAUUGUAGAAGGCAACUAGUUCUCUCGUAUUUCAACGAGCGCUUUGAUCCGAAGGACUGUGAGAAAAAUUGUGAUAAUUGUAGAAAUGCUUCGAAUGUCGUUUAUCAGACAAGAGACGUCACAGAGGAAGCAAAGGAUAUUGCAAAUUUGGUAAAAUCAAUACAGGACUCUAAAGUCACUCUCAUCCAUUGCCAGGAUGUUUAUAAAGGUUCCAAAUAUCAAAAGAUUGUUCAAUUGGGACACCAUCAAUUACCAUACCACGGAAAGGGUAAAGAUUGGAAAAAAGCAGAUAUAGAAAGAAUAUUCUUCAAGUUAGUUACGGAAAGAAUACUAAACGAAUAUUCGGUGAGUACGGGUAGAGGCUUCUUCUCCACUUAUGUAAAAGUUGGACCACGAGCUAAGGAUUUGUUCAAGGACAGAAUGAGGGUUGAAAUUCGGUUUGUUGCCAAUGAGGAACAGAACUCGAAUACGAACGGCAACACGAUAUCCAAAAAUGGAGAUAGAACUUCUAAGGAAAAGGACAAUCGUAUAGUAACAUCGAGACCAUUUACUGAAAGAUCCAGCUCUGGCACUGUGUUAUCCACGCCGACAGUUUCGAGAUCAUUAACUGUUAACAAUAACAACAACAACAUAGACAUUCAAACAGGAAACUCCAGAGAGUUUAUUCAAAAGUUCAGACACGAUGAAAGUGCUGUAAACACUUACUCUACUCCUGUACAACUUAUCAAGGGGUCAACAUACGUUUCCUCUCAAGAGCAAGCACACAUCAAUAAAUCUUAUAACGUUUUAAAGGACAUUGCAGUGAACGUUUCAAGCAAGUUUAACUUUCCUGACUACACAGCAUUGAUACCGGACGCUGUAUUAUGGAAGAUUGCAAAUGAACUUCCUGUAGACCAAGCUUCAUUCGGUAGGCUGGGGAAUUCCAAUGAUCCAGCACUGGCCAAGAGGUUCAAGUAUUUCUCUGCCAUUCUAAAGAAGUUGAAGAAAGAGCGGCACCAUAUAAUAGUUGUAUCUUCUGACAGGUCUGUCAAUACUAGUGGCGAAACUGGUAUGAAAUCUGGGUACUUCAAAAAUCACGAGGAUAUGGAUGACAGUGCGGUAAUAAGUCAGAUUAGGGAAACAAUGUUUGCAUCCUCCGCUGCAUCAACACAAAGUGCGACGUAUUCUCAAAAGAGAACGAAACCCAAGAGUAAUUCCGGGAAUGGCAGAUGGAAGAAGUCAUGGAAGAGCAAACGUAGAUAG